AUUCUCUGGUCACCACCAAUAUUUUGCAAAAAUUUCAUCCGUUCUUUAUCCACAUAAUUUUGAGUUGAUUGAAAUAUAAUCGGUGGUUAUUUAUCAUAUAUUACGAUUAAAACAUACUCCAAUUGGAACACCUUGAAUGCGAAUGCGACUGUUCUUUUUCAUUCUGUGUAUUUAUAUGUAUUUGUAUUCGUAUUCGUGUUGGUUUUGUAUUGGCAGCUGUUGUCACGCCACGUUCAUGAAAUGGGUCCAUUGCGUAGCGCAUUCGGUGUUUCUGUUUUCAGUUAGCAAUUAGUCGAGAGGAAAUUGAUUUUUUUCUCUAGCGAGAUAAAAAAAGUCGUUUUCGGACGUGAAGAAAAAAAGUAGAUAAACAGAUAAACUGUGAUUUAGUUUUUUUUUAUUGAAACUUUCCAAAAUCUCAUUUCACAAUGAGAAAUUCGGCAAAAUUUGUUCAUUUCCUUUGCUCAAUUAUUGGUUUAUCACAUGUCGUCUUUGGCACUGAGUUUACGUUCGACUUGGCCGCAAAUGGCGAGGAAUGUUUUUUCGAAAAUAUCAAUCAAAAUUCAAAGUGCCAAUUUGAGUUUCAAGUUGUGAGUGGCGGUCAAUUGGACGUUGAUGUCAUCAUUGAAUCACCUAUGAAACAAAUCAUAUACAAAGCGGAACGAAAAGAGCUCGAUCGGUUCAAUUUUAAUACAAGUGAAACUGGCGUACAUCGGAUUUGUUUCAACAAUCAAUUCUCAACGUUCACCGAAAAAUCGAUAUUCAUAUUAUUCGAGACUGGAAGGACGAAUCAAUUGCUGCAGCUACUUGAGGAGCAUGACCAUGAAAUGACAUUCAUGGAAUCCAGAGCAGAUCAAAUUCACGAUUAUUUGGAAAAUAUCAUCAACUUGCAGACAUACUACCGUCUGCGAGAAGGUUAUGGUCGUCGAUUUGCCAAGGAGCUGAACGAUCGCGUUCUCUGGUGGUCUGUAACGCAGACAUUCGUUAUUUUGAUUAUCGGCAUAACGCAGGUGCUGGUACUACGGAAACUGUUCGAAAAGGAUCCAAGUUCAAACAAAUCAAAGAUCACGCUUGCCCAUCAGAUUGAAGUUUUCGGAUAAAUUUUACUUGUCAAAUUACCCUCUGUACGUUAAGAGCACAAUACAGCCGCAUUCAGUGCAAAGGAUUGAAUUAGAUCAAGGAAUUUGAAAAGAAAAGGAAAUUGUCAACCAAAAACCUAUUUGAAUAAAAAAGAUUCGCAUGCAGAACGUUAAAUCCAUGUGAUUUUGUUAUAUCUCUUUAAAAUAGGAAAUUUUGGAAAAAAGCACGGUUUUCAGAGAUUGAUUGCGAGGAUCGUUUCGAUAAACAAGGUUGUAAAACCGCUACUGUAUCCAACGAAGGAAUCUGUCAAAAUGGAUCAUUCAAUGACAAAGCCAGCCGUCCAGAAGAAUGUAUCAAUUGUUUCUGUUUCGGUGCAUCAUCGCAAUGUAAAUGCGCCAAUUUGUUCAUAUUUACCCUUCCAACACCAGUGACAUCGCUUACAGUGAUCGGCGUGCAUGGCCCAUGGACUGGAAAACAAUCGAUUAGCAUCAACAACGUAUUCGAUAAACACGAUUCGCUCGCAACACUCCAUGGCGUUCAAAUGAGAUUAACCAAUUUGCCGGUGUCCGGUGAAUUGCCAUACUAUGCACUCCCAAGCGACUAUCUUGGAAAUCAAUUGAAAUCAUACGGUGGCACAUUCAAAUAUGACGUUGAAUAUAGCGGACGUGGCAAUUCAAAUGAUGCACCAGACGUCAUCAUUAAGGGUAACGAAAAAAUCUUGGUUUACCGCAGUCCAAACCCUAACAAAGAGGGCAUUCGUAAUUCAAUAUCUGUUUCGUUUGUACCGGGUCAAUGGCACAAACCUGAUGGAAGUUUGGCUUCACGUGAAGAAAUCAUGAUGACAUUGGCUCAAGUGGAAAAUGUUUUGAUUCGAUUGCAAUACAUCGAUGCUGUUCAACGUGAAGUUGAAUUGUUGCACAUUGUGAUGAAUUCAGCUACUGUCAUCGAUCAAGGUCUUGGAUCAGCAUCACUUGUCGAAGAGUGUCGAUGCCCAGCUGGUUAUUCAGGUUUGAGCUGUGAGUCUUGCGCACCUGGAUAUACUCGUCAAGAAAAUGGUGCUUGGUUAGGCCGUUGUAUUCGCGAUGAAGAACCAUGCCAACCAGGAAAUUAUGGCGAUCCAUACCGACAGAUUCCAUGCAAACCAUGCCCAUGUCCAUCGACAACCAGUGGAAAUAACUUUGCCCGUACGUGCUACUUGGGUCCAGACGGUGAACUUGUUUGUGACUGCAACCGUGGAUACACUGGUCGUCGUUGCGAACAAUGCGCCCAAGGAUUUGUCGGUAAUCCAUUGUUGCCGGGUGGUUCAUGCUCAGUCGAACAACCACAAGUUUCGCACUGUGAUCCACGCGGAACACUUCGUGAACACUCAGACGGCCGUUGCGAAUGUAAAGAACAUGUAAUUGGCGCCCGUUGUGAUCAAUGCUCAAGCCAUUCAUUCUUCUUAAGUCCAAGAUGGAGGACCGGAUGCAUUCAGUGUUUCUGUAACGGUUUGAGCCAAACAUGUACCAGCAGCUCAUUGUUCAGAGAUUCAACUGUCGCUACAUUCGCCCCGAACCGCCAUGAAUUCGCUUUGAUCACUCAUUUCGAAAAUCCACAAGAAAGUGACCUUGAAAUUAGCUCAUACAACAAUGAAGUUUUGAUUCAAAAUUUAGCUAGUGAUCCAGAUGUUUACUUCUGGCGUUUGCCAUCACGUUUUGUCGGUAACAAAAUCACGUCGUAUGGUGGAAAUCUCAACUAUACCAUUCGCUUUGUGCCAACACCUGGUGAAAUUAUGUCUCGAAACAACGCACCCGAUGUGGUAAUUUGUAGUUUGAACGAUUUGACCAUUUUGCACUACCGUCGCGAUGAAAUCGCUCCAAGCAUUUCACAACCGUAUGUUGUACCACUUUUGGAAGAGAACUGGCAACGCAUCGAUGGAAAUACAAUCGAUCGUGAAUAUUUGCUCAUGACUUUGGCCGAUGUAUUGGAUAUUUUCAUCAAGGCAACAUACACGACCACAACUGAUGAAGCCGCUUUGUCUUCGGUCAUUUUAGAUACGACCAGCAUAUAUUACACUGAAAACUCAACUCGUGCCUCUGAAAUUGAACAAUGUGCAUGUCCACAAGGUCAUCAAGGAAUCAGUUGCGAAGAUUGCGCUCGUGGCUACACACGCAGCGAUAAUGGUCUUUACUUGGGAGUGUGCCUACCAUGCGAUUGUAACGGACAUUCAGAUGAGUGCGAUGCUGAAACUGGCGUUUGUCACAACUGCGGUGACAACACUGAAGGUGACCAUUGUGAAGUUCCACGUCAGGAGCAUAGACCAAAUCAGAGUAAAUAUUCUCAGAUUCCAGACGUGCCAUGGUAUCAAACCACAUAUUUCACAAUCGGAUUAGUGAUUCUGAUAUUCAUAUUGGCGGUGUGUUUGGUUUUAUGUGCAUGGGCUGUAUAUCGUCAUCGGAAAAGACUUAAAAAAGCUGGAUUGAGCAAUUUUGUGGACGGAAAUUUAGAUGGUUUUAAUCCAGAACUGGCAUUAGAUGUUCAGGCUGACCUACUGCCCUAUGAUAAAAAAUAUGAAUUUCCACGCGACAAACUGAAAUUUGGCAAAGAGCUUGGCGCUGGAGCUUUUGGAGUCGUCAAGGAGGCAACGGCACAGGGCAUUAUACCCGGUGAGGAGGAAACAAGAGUUGCCGUCAAAAUGGUGAAGAAUAUUGCUAGCAAUGAGGUGAUGCGGGCAUUAUUAUCCGAACUGAAAAUCAUGGUCCAUUUGGGUCGACAUUUGAAUGUCGUCAAUUUACUUGGCGCUGUUACUAAGGAUAUCACAAAAUUCAAUCUAAUGGUCAUCGUCGAAUACUGUCCGUUUGGUAGUCUUCAUAGCGUUUUGGUGAAGAACCGACGAUAUUUUGUGGAUCAAAUUGUGCCAGGCAAAGAUGAAAUUAAUACUAAAAUCGCUCCAACCGUCAUCCCGACUAGUUCCAAACCUUUAUCAUCAGACAGCAGAAAGGUCAAUAACGUCGACUGCGAUUUGCUGAACAAUUUGGCGAGUGUUUAUCAAUCAAAGGCAGAUAAUUAUACAUCAUUUGACGUAUCCGGUGGUACCAGCAUGGAAACGGUGCGUCAACCAGAAACGACUACCAUUGAAAGAAAUAGCGGCUGUGUAGUAAGGGUGGACGAAUCAACAGAUGAAUCAACGCGUUCAGUGACAACAAAAGAUUUGCUCGUCUGGUCAUUCCAAAUUGCACGCGGAAUGGAUUAUUUGGCCUCACGAAAAGUGUUGCAUGGUGAUCUGGCGGCACGAAAUAUCCUAUUAUGUGAAGGAAAUGUUGUGAAAAUUUGUGACUUUGGAUUGGCCCGAUCAUUGUGCAAAAAUGAGAAUUAUCAAAUGGACCCAGAUAAAAAGACUUAUUGCUUACCAUAUAAUUGGCUUGCACUGGAGUCGAUAAAUGACCUUGUGUUUAGUGCACAUUCCGACGCCUGGUCAUUUGGAAUUUUGAUGUGGGAAUUAUUUUCGCUCGGCGCAACACCUUAUUCAGGAAUGGAGCCUUACGAGGUGAAGCGCAAAUUGAACGACGGUUAUCGACUGGAAAAAGCUGAAUUUGCCACGCAAGCCUUACACGAUAUCAUGCUGUCUUGUUGGCGUCUUAAGCCCGAGACACGUCCCACAUUCAGUGAUCUGGAGCAAAGUAUUUCGAAAAUACUUGGGAAUGCCGAAUCGGAUCAUUAUGUGGAUUUGAAUGAGCCAUAUGUAGAGGCGAACGAGAGCCGAUUCAACUCUGGUGAUACCGAUUAUUUGGCUAUGCUGGGAUCGCCUAAUUGUCAAGCACCGUCCGUGCCGGUGAAUGUGUUACGGGAAAAAUACUUCCCAUUCUUAGCCAAAUCGCCAGACGACACACUAACUGCGAUAAAUGGCCUUUAUGUUGAAAGUGACACACCGAAAUCAAACAAAAAAAAUCAUAACAACUCGGAAACAUCUAUACAACUUCAAUCAUUUAAACCAAUUAAUUAAAUUAUUUUUGGUAAACGGAGAGGAAAAAAGUAUAUCGCAUAAGAACGAAUACUCAAGUCAAUGUAUUGUUCAAAAUCAUUGGUCUACUUUUUCAAUUAAAUUGAUUGAAUAAAGUAAUUUUAACAACGAACCAAUAAA
Molecule: messenger RNA, 5197 nt
Organism: Sitodiplosis mosellana (orange wheat blossom midge)
Lineage: Eukaryota; Metazoa; Arthropoda; Insecta; Diptera; Cecidomyiidae
Product: basement membrane-specific heparan sulfate proteoglycan core protein-like
Exons: 14
Coding region: 1619-5059 (1146 amino acids)
Biological process (GO): multicellular organism development; protein phosphorylation; cell surface receptor protein tyrosine kinase signaling pathway
Cellular component (GO): signaling receptor complex
Molecular function (GO): ATP binding; transmembrane receptor protein tyrosine kinase activity
Source: RefSeq, a predicted model, not a curated record